Molecule: messenger RNA, 2333 nt
Organism: Balaenoptera acutorostrata (minke whale)
Lineage: Eukaryota; Metazoa; Chordata; Mammalia; Artiodactyla; Balaenopteridae
Gene: ZNF333
Product: zinc finger protein 333
Exons: 11
Coding region: 113-2290 (725 amino acids)
Biological process (GO): regulation of transcription by RNA polymerase II; central nervous system development
Cellular component (GO): nucleus
Molecular function (GO): RNA polymerase II cis-regulatory region sequence-specific DNA binding; DNA-binding transcription factor activity, RNA polymerase II-specific
Source: RefSeq, a predicted model, not a curated record
GGCAUACACCUCGCCCCAACCCCACUCUUUAGGUCCGGUCAGACCCCACCCCAGAGCUUAACCUCGCCCGCAGCCCUGGGGAAGGAAACUAGACUUUUUCCUCCAAGGUUGGAUGAAGGAGUCAACCUUUCCGCCACUGCCCGGAGGUCCUCUGGCCCUGAGGGCCGGUGCCCCGACCACUUCCGCUCCCGGCGGCCCUGACACCGGAAGCAGAAGUGCGCAGCGGCGGCGGAUGGUGGCGGCUGUACUGGGCGCACGGCGCGCUGCGGUGGGAGUGUCUCCGGCCGGUCUGCAGGAAUCAGUCACCUUGGAGGGUGUGGCAGUGGGGCUCAUCCAGGAGUGGGUGUUGCUGGAUGACGCUCGGAGGAACCUGUGCAGAUACGUGCUGCUGGACAACUGCAGGACCCUGGCCCCCCGGGGGACUCCACCCUGCAAAGCCUGUCUGGUCUCCCAGGUGGGUCCAAGAGAAGAGCUGAGGACAGCAGAACGAGGCAUUCUCUGUGCCACGGGUGUGGACUGGGAAUCUCAACUUAAACCCAAAGAGUCUACUCCUCUGCAGGAUAUUUUGGAGGAAAAUUCAUCCCAUGAUUUGCAAAUGGGGCUGGGGCUGGACCUGAGGAUGCAGAUCAAGCCCAUGAUGGGAGAGAGGGGGACACCUCCGACUCCAGGGGACCGGUCAGCUCUCCAGGAGUCACCUUGGUCUUCUGAAGACACAGGGCUGAAGGUGGCUGUGCAGAUUCAGAGGGUGGCCACGCCGGAGCCUGCGCCGCGCCUCCUCAACCUGUUGGGGGCUGGGGGUUCUGCAGUGCCUGCUCAGGACCCCGCCUGGCUCCAGGAGGAGAGCACAGAGGAAGAAGCCGUGGCUCCUGGGACACUGAACAUUUGUCUGCAGGAACCAGUCACCUUUGCGGAUGUGGCCGUGCUGUUCACACCGGAAGAAUGGCUGUUUCUAGACUCUGCUCAGAGAAGCCUGUACAGAGACGUGAUGCUGGAGAACUAUAGGAACCUGGCCUCUGUGGGAGAUCAACUCUGCAAAGCCAGUACAUUUUCCCAUUUGGAGCAAAGAGAAGAGCUGUGCGUCACUGAGAGAGGGAUCUUCCCAGGAACCCACUUAGAACCUCAACUUCAACCCCAAGACUCAAUUCCUAACCAAGAUAUUUUUGCAGAGAUUCCAUCCAUUGGCACGAAAAGGGAGCAACCUCAGACUGGAGAAAAAUUCUAUAAAUGCAAUGUACUAGGGAAGCCUUUUAAAAGCAUCAAACCACUUUUUCAGUACCAGAGAAUUCCUGCAGGAGGGAACCCAUGUGAAUGCCGAGAGAGUGGAAAAUCCUUCUUCCAGACCGCUCACCUAAUCAUGCCUGAGAAAAUCCACAGCGGGGAUAAAACCUAUGCGUGUAACAAAUGUGAAAAAUCGUUCAGAUACAGCUCCGAUCUCAUCAGGCACGAGAAGACUCACACUGCGGAGAAGUGCUUCGAGUGUCAGGAGUGCAGGCAGGCCUUCAAGUAUUCCUCGAAUCUGCGGCGGCACAUGAGAACUCACACUGGAGAGAAACCCUUCGAGUGCAGUCAGUGUGGGAAAACCUUCACAAGGAACUUUAACCUGAUCUUGCACCAGAGAAACCACACAGGUGAGAAGCCCUACGAAUGUAAGGACUGUGGGAAAGCUUUCAACCAGCCAUCCUCUCUGAGGAGCCACGUGAGAACUCACACUGGAGAGAAGCCUUUUGAAUGCGGCCAGUGCGGGAAAGCCUUCAGGGAACACUCAUCACUGAAGACACACCUGCGGACCCACACCAGAGAGAAACCGUACGAAUGUAACCAGUGUGGGAAGCCCUUCCGGACGAGCACUCACCUGAAUGUACAUAAGAGGAUCCACACAGGGGAGAAGCUUUAUGAGUGCGCCACCUGCGGACAGGUCUUGAGUCGUCUCUCAACCCUUAAGAGUCACAUGCGGACCCACACGGGAGAGAAGCCCUACGCGUGUCAGGAGUGUGGGCGAGCCUUCAGUGAGCCCUCAUCCCUCAGGAAACACUCGAGGACCCACACCGGCAAGAAGCCCUAUGCGUGUCAGGAGUGUGGGCGAGCCUUUGGCCAGUCUUCACACCUUAUCGUACAUGUGAGAACCCACACUGCAGGGAGACCGUACGAAUGUAAUCAGUGUGAGAAAGCCUUCAGGCACAGCUCUUCACUUACCGUGCAUAAAAGGACUCACGCCGGGAGAGAAAACGUCAGGACUGGUGGCCUGCCUUUAUCAGUGUCUCUUGCGUACGGUGGGCCCCAUGCUGAUUAACUUCCAAUUUGUAAAAACAUAAACAUCCAAGGCUGUGAUCAUC